This is a messenger RNA of Arvicola amphibius (Eurasian water vole), 417 nucleotides long. RefSeq names its product late cornified envelope protein 1C-like. Lineage: Eukaryota; Metazoa; Chordata; Mammalia; Rodentia; Cricetidae. Bases 1 to 417 code for a protein of 138 amino acids. Gene Ontology annotation, biological process: epidermis development. The transcript has 2 exons. The record is from RefSeq and is a predicted model, not a curated record.
AUGGUGAACACUCCUGAACACCCACAGGCCGAGAUGUCCUGCCAGCAGAGCCAGCAGCAGUGCCAGCCCCCUCCCAAGUGCCCUCCCAAGUGCCCUCCCAAGUGCCAGACACCAAAGUGUCCCCCAAAAUGUCCUCCUAAGUGUCCCCCUAAAUGCCCUCCUGUCUCUUCCUGCUGUAGUCUGGGUUCUGGGGGCUGCUGUGGCUCCAGCUCUGGGGGCUGCUGUGGUUCCAGCUCUGGAGGCUGCUGCAGCUCUGGAGGUGGUGGCUGCUGCCUGAGCCACCACAGACCCCGCAGAUCUCUCCGUCACAGACACCAGAGCUCUGGAUGCUGUAGCAGCGGUGGCAGCAGUGGCUGCUGUGGCAGCAGUGGUGGCAGCAGCUGUGGCAGUGGCCAGCAGUCUGGUGGCUGUUGCUAA